UGCUUAUUCUUAGGGUUUCUUUGUCUUUAGAUCUUCAUUCUUUCAUCGCCCAAAUUUAGGGUUUUCUCCAUAGCAGGUCUGAUCGUACAAGAAGGUUUUGACAUUUGAAUUUUUGGUUAAUUUUGAGGAAAUUUUUUUUGUGGGAGUUGGAGGUUUGGAAGGGAAUUCUGGGAUUUCUUUGUUUUAAUCUGGGGUUUGUGUGAGGUUUGGUGGUUGUGGAAAGGGAAACAAGGGUGUAUUCUGAUGAGUACAAGGACAUCAUGGGCAGAUUUGGCUGCAAAUUCUGCAGCUGAGAAUGUGGAUGGUUCUUCUGCUAGCAAUGGAGCGGUUGGUGCCACCUCAGCUCCUACCCGAGCUGCUUAUGUUCCUCCACAUCUUCGUAAUCGUCAAUCUUCUGACCCCCCUGCUCCAGCUCAGAGUGGACCUGCAACAAGUUAUGACAGAUCUGGGUCUGGUGGAUCGCGAUGGGCUGGUCCUAGGAAUGACUAUAAUCGGUCAGGGUAUGCUGGUGGUGGCCGUGGUGUUGGUGGAUGGGGUGGCAGGGCUCGUGGCAGAGGGGAAGUUAACCCAUUUGGAGAAGAUGAUGGUACAGAACAGGCAUUUAGCGAGCAGGAGACUACUGGGAUAAACUUCGAUGCUUAUGAAGAUAUUCCAGUGGAGACAAGCGGGGAUAAUGUCCCACCACCAGUUAGUAAUUUUGCAGAGAUUGACUUGGCUGAAGGACUUAAUCUAAACAUCCAGAGGUGCAAGUAUGUGAGACCUACACCUGUGCAACGUCAUGCCAUCCCCAUCUCCCUUGCAGGGAGGGAUUUGAUGGCAUGUGCACAGACUGGUUCUGGGAAAACAGCUGCUUUCUGUUUCCCUAUUAUCAGUGGUAUUAUGACGGGUGAGGCUCCACAAAGGCCAUCUCGUGGUGCUCGUGCUGUGUGCCCGCUGGCCCUCAUUCUUUCUCCAACCAGAGAGCUCUCAAUGCAAAUACAUGAGGAAGCCAGGAAGUUCUCUUAUCAAACUGGUGUCAAGGUGGUUGUUGCUUAUGGAGGAGCUCCUAUUAACCAACAGUUGAGGGAGUUGGAGAGGGGUGUUGAUAUUCUUGUUGCAACUCCUGGAAGAUUGGUGGACUUGCUGGAGCGGGCUAGAGUUUCACUACAGAUGAUCAGGUACUUGGCCCUUGAUGAGGCAGAUCGAAUGCUAGAUAUGGGUUUUGAGCCUCAAAUAAGAAAAAUUGUGGAACAAAUGGACAUGCCACCUCCAGGUGCACGGCAGACGAUGCUAUUUAGUGCUACCUUUCCUAAGGAGAUACAGAGACUAGCCUCUGACUUUCUAUCAAAUUAUGUCUUUUUGGCUGUUGGGAGGGUUGGUUCAAGUACUGAUUUGAUUGUCCAAAGAGUAGAAUUAGUUCAUGAAUCAGACAAAAGAAGUCACCUUAUGGACCUUCUUCAUGCACAGAGGGCAAAUGGUGUUCAGGGGAAGCAAGCUCUCACGUUGGUUUUUGUUGAGACCAAAAAAGGAGCAGAUUCACUGGAGCAUUGGUUGUGCAUGAAUGGCUUCCCUGCAACUACCAUUCAUGGAGAUAGAAGCCAGCAGGAAAGAGAGCAAGCACUAAGGUCAUUUAAAAGUGGUGCUACCCCAAUCUUGGUUGCAACUGAUGUGGCAGCUCGUGGUCUUGAUAUCCCCCAUGUGGCACAUGUAGUGAACUUUGACCUUCCAAAUGACAUAGAUGACUAUGUUCAUCGAAUUGGACGAACAGGGCGUGCUGGGAAAACUGGUUUAGCUACUGCCUUCUUCAAUGACAAUAAUUCAUCAUUGGCAAGGCCAUUAUCAGAUCUAAUGCAAGAAGCAAAUCAAGAAGUACCUGCUUGGCUUGCUCGCUUUGCAGCCCGUUCUUCUUUUGGAGGCAGGAAUCGCCGUUCAGGGGGUGGCCGUUUUGGUGGCCGUGAUUUCCGUAGGGAUUCAUCUUUCAAUAGAGGUGGUUCAGAUAAUUACUAUGGCAACAGCAGUGGUGGAUAUGGUGCUUCUGGUGGAUAUGGUGGAGGUGGAGGAUAUGGUCCAGGAGUCACCAGUGCAUGGGAUUAAAAAUCCAUAAUUUAUAGUACUUUGAGUGUCUAAUAUAUUGGAUCUUCCCCCUCUUUUAUAGGUACCUUUUCUUUUUAAAUUUAAUAUGUUGUCGUUUUGCUAGUAAUUUAUACUUUAGUAGAAGAGUUAUCAUUGUUACAAGUGAGGGGAAAGCCGGAAAGCUCAGUUUGGUGUCUGUGUCGCAGGGAAUAGGAGUGUGUAAUGUGUUAGUAGAUGUUGUGGGAUAAACUCUAACCAAUUAGGUAUUACUUCUUACUCUCAUUUUGUGAUCUUUACUCUUUACUGGUGAUUUUGUUGGGGGAUGGGUUGUAGAAUAUGUAUUGGGAGAGAAAGAGAAAGCGUUUCAUAUUAGGCACAUCUUUUUUUUAUCUCACAUAGGCAUAGUCUUUUCAACUCAGGUUGUGGGGGAAAUUUUAUGUAGGCGCUCUGUCUUGCCAUUUUCUUUUUCAAUCUUCCCCUCUGAAAGGAGUUUAAAGUCUUUGGUAAUAUUUCAGUGGAAUAAAUUACCAAGCUUUAUUGGAAAUGGACUGUUAUUUAUCGCUGAACAAAUCUUUCUCAGUUCUUCCCAAUUCCCAUCGUGGGAUAUGCUGGAUCAUUAUUUGUUUACUUGGUGGAAUGUUUCAAGAUCAGCAAUAUUGUCAUGUCGGGCAAUAGAGACUAUAGGGUUUGAUGUUGUCUUAUUAUCAUCUCAUUCCUGCAAUUUGCUGUCAUGCAAGAAAAUGUGCAGAUAAAG
Molecule: messenger RNA, 2806 nt
Organism: Rubroshorea leprosula
Lineage: Eukaryota; Viridiplantae; Streptophyta; Magnoliopsida; Malvales; Dipterocarpaceae
Source: the annotation of a GenBank genome assembly